CUGCUAUUUAAAACAUUGAGUCCUAUAUAUAGCCGGCUGCUCAAUAUAAGUGCAUGCAAACUAUUACACUGGUUACACAGGAGCCGAGUACGUGCGCGCAUCAACUGUUUCCUAGCAUAACAAGCUGAUCGAGCUUCUGAAGAUGGCGCGGCAGCGUACGUUCUCUUCCUCCACGCUCGCCGUGGCGUUGGUCGUCGGAAUCUUGGCGUCCAUACCUAUCGAGGUGCAAUCCAUCGGCGUGUGCAACGGUAUGAUAGGCGACAGCCAGUCCCUGCCGCCGCGGGCCGACGUGGUGCAGUUUUACAAGACCAAUGGCAUCAGCGCCAUGCGCAUCUACGCCCCGGACCCGGAGACGCUUCGGGCCCUCGACGUCGACGGCACCGGCAUCGACCUCAUGAUGGACGUCGGCAACGGCAACCUUUCCGCCCUCGCCUCCGACCCCGGCUUGGCGGCGUCCUGGGUCCAAGAAAACGUGUUGCCCUACCCGCGCGUCAGCAUCAAGUACAUCGCGGCCGGCAACGAGGUGGUCGGCGGCGACACGCAGAACAUCGUCCCGGCCAUCAACAACCUCAACAACGCGCUUGCCAAGGCCGGAAUCACCAGCGUCAAGGUGUCCACGGCCGUGAAAAUGGACGUUCUCUCUAGCUCCUCGCCUCCCUCCGCCGGCGUCUUCAAAGACGCGUAUAUGACGGAGGUGACCCAGCUCCUCAAGUCCACCGGGGCGCCGCUCCUCGCCAACGUGUACCCCUACUUCGCCAAAAGGGACACCCCGAGCAUCGACCUCAGCUUCGCGCUCUUUCAGCAGAGCCCCAAUCCGGUGCACGACGACGGCAACGGCCUCACCUACACAAACCUCUUCGACGCCAUGGUCGAUGCCUUGUACACGGCCAUGGAGAAGGCGGACGCGUCGGACGUGCCCAUCGUGGUCUCGGAGAGCGGGUGGCCGUCGGCGGGCGACGACCUGGCAACCCUCACUAACGCGCAGACGUACAACCAGAACCUGAUCGACCAUGUCGGGAAGGGCACGCCCAAGAGGCCCGUGCCGUUGGAGACGUACAUCUUCGCCAUGUUCAACGAGAACCAAAAGGAAGGGCCCGACACAGAGAGGAACUUUGGGCUGUUCAACGGCCCCGACAAGACGCCGGUGUACCCUAUAAGGUUCACCGGUUAGUCAAGACGGCCCAACUACAUAUUCAUGUACUAUACAGGAGUACAUGCAUAGCUACUACUUCGGUCGAUCUCAAUAAGCCGCGGACUAAUUAUUCAUGCAAGCACGUACUAGCAUUUUACUACA
Messenger RNA from Hordeum vulgare subsp. vulgare (domesticated barley), 1294 nucleotides. Its product is annotated as glucan endo-1,3-beta-glucosidase GII-like. Gene Ontology annotation, biological process: carbohydrate metabolic process. The transcript has 2 exons. NCBI's taxonomy places the organism in Eukaryota, Viridiplantae, Streptophyta, Magnoliopsida, Poales, Poaceae. Gene Ontology annotation, molecular function: hydrolase activity, hydrolyzing O-glycosyl compounds. Gene Ontology annotation, cellular component: plasma membrane. The record is from RefSeq and is a predicted model, not a curated record. The coding region runs from base 143 to 1171 and encodes 342 amino acids.